Molecule: messenger RNA, 2320 nt
Organism: Gavialis gangeticus (Gharial)
Lineage: Eukaryota; Metazoa; Chordata; Crocodylia; Gavialidae
Gene: SPINT1
Product: serine peptidase inhibitor, Kunitz type 1
Exons: 10
Coding region: 234-1745 (503 amino acids)
Molecular function (GO): protein binding; serine-type endopeptidase inhibitor activity
Source: RefSeq, a predicted model, not a curated record
GCGGCUCCCGGCCGGGACAAUCACCGCGGGCUCCGCCUCCUCCCCGUCCUGCUCGCCAGGUGGAGCGGGCAGCGCUGCGCUUCGGUGGUUGCCGCCGCGGAAGGAUUAAAGGUGGCGCUGCUGUGAGGGAAGGAGCGGGCGGCGCCGCGCGACGAGGCAGUUUCACCUGAAACUCCGCAGGUGGGGACGGCGCAGGGGAGGCGGCGAGCAGGGGGCAGAAGGAGCGGCCGAGGAUGCUGGUGUUGCUGCUGCUGGUGCCGCUGGCGGCGGCCGCAGUGCGGGGCCGGGUGGCGCGGGACGAGGCCGCCGUCGCCUUCGGGGAGACGUGCCUGGGCCACUUCACCGUGGGGCUGCCCGACUUCGUGCUGGACACGGACGCGUCGGUGCAGAACGGUGCCACCUUCCUGUCCUCGCCCGCGGCCGCGCGGGGCCGGGACUGCGUGCGUGCCUGCUGCAAGGAGCCCGCCUGCAACCUGGCGCUGGUGGAGCAGAGCCCCGACGGCGGUGAGGACGGCGUGCGGGCCUGCUUCCUCCUCGACUGCCUCUACGAGCAGGCCUUUGUCUGCAAGUUCGCCCGCAAGGCCGGCUUUCUCAACUACGUGAAGAGGGACGUGUACGACGCCUACGUGUCCAUGCGGGAGAAGGGCGAAGGGGAUGAUCUGCCUCCCAAAGCUCGUGCUGGGAUGGACCUGAAGGUACAGCCAGGAGAGGCAGUGAUACUGAGAGGUGCAGAGAGCUCAGAUGACCAUGGGAUUGUCAGUUAUGAUUGGAAACAUCUCUCUGGGGACUCAUCUGUUGUGCUGGAGAAACAAGGGGAUGAUCAGGUGGAGGUCUCCAACCUGCAGACGGGGAUUUAUGUCUUCCAGCUCACUGUCACAGACACUGUUAACCAGCAGGACACUACCAACAUCACCAUUACAGUUCUGAAUGCUGAGCAGACUGAAGAUUACUGCUUGGCUCCUAGUAAAGUGGGUUGGUGCCGGGGGUCCUUUCCCCGUUGGUUCUACAAUCCAGAAUCUCAGCGAUGUGAGAAGUUCACUUUUGGGGGCUGCAAGCCCAACAAGAAUAACUAUGUGCGAGAGGAGGAGUGUAAUCUUGCCUGCAAGAAUGUUCAAGGGCCAGUUGGAAGACGGCAGCAGCCAGUAUGUGACGGGAACUGUCAGGCCUCACACUUCAAGUGUAGGGAUAGCUGCUGCAUCGAUGGCUACCUAGAAUGUGACGAAACUCAAGAUUGUGCUGAUGGAUCAGAUGAGGCAGACUGUGAACGAUAUGCUCUUGAGUUCAAUAACCUCCGAAAGAUCAAUGGUACAAGUGAACAAGGUCAUUGUGUGGAUUUGCCUGACACUGGGCUGUGCCAGGAGAGCAUAACUCGUUGGUACUACAAUCCCUUCGCUCAGAAAUGCAGCCGCUUCACCUAUGGAGGUUGUGAUGGCAACAAAAAUAACUUUGAACAUGAAGAAGAUUGUAUGAAAUCGUGUGCUGGUGUUACAAAGUCAGAUGUAAUUGGCCAGAGACUUGAUUUCUAUGAGAUCCAGCAAGCUAGCUUGAGUGCUUUUGAAGUAGCCAUUGCAGUCCUGCUUGGCAUCUGUAUCAUGAUAGUCCUGGUUAUUAUUGGUUACUACUACCUGAAGAACAGAAAGAAGAACAGCCGGCGACGCCAACCUGCCACUGCUACGAACUCUACCCUCUCCACCACAGAGGACACUGAGCACCUGGUUUACAACAGCACCACAAAACCCAUUUGACCUAAAAUGCUUCCCUCCGAUCUGGCAGUGGGGACAGUUCCAUGUGACUGGGGCGGUUUGUUUGAAACAAAGGUGGCUGAAAGACUCCUUGCCUCUUUAUUUUCCUCUGUUAGAUGUAGCAUAUUAGGAAGCUGUAGCCACAGUUCAGCUUUUAUUAGAACUUCCAGUUGUCCUGGAUAAGUGCUCUUGCAGUUGAGGGAGAGUGUCUCUUCCCAGUUCCCAGUGACAGCUCAAUGUCACUUGUGCCUUCCACUCUCCCCUAGAGAGGAGCCUAUUUUGACUAGAAGGAUCUGCUCUACUGACUGAAGGAGCUCUGGUUUGACUUGUGUGGCAUUAUCUCUUGCAUGGGCCUACCAGAGCCAGCCAUCUUAUUUUAUUUUAUUCUGCCCUGUGCCACACAGUACUACCUACUUUGAAACCUGUCCAUGCACCUGUUUUGUCUUCCUCUUCAUGCUUAUCCCUUUACAGUACUAUCUUCCAAAGAUAGCUUCCCAACAUCAAACCCAGUGUUCUCAGUGAAUUUCUUUGGGGUCCUGUGUUUUGUGUGACUGGCUCCAUAAACACUGAUAACUGCA